ACCUCACCUCAUCAACUCCAUUUACCCUCCCCUCUCGAUUACUCAAAGCACGACGAUUACUGAUCGCGUCCCAACACCAAUACCACUCAUCAAUCCGUCUGCAAGCCCGCCAAUCGCCCAAAAUGGCCACCUCCCAGCCCCCAAAGCGUCAAAAGACCUCGCCCUUCGAACUCAUCUACUGGCCCGGCGCCCCAGGACGCGGGGAACACGUCCGUCUUGCCCUCGAAGCAGCCGGCGCAUCCUACACCGACACCGCCUUCAUCGAAAACGGCAUGAAACUCGUGCUCUCCCACAUCGACGCCAAGAACCUCGGCGACGCUUCCAACCCCCCUCUUCUCGCGCCACCGAUCCUCAAGCACGGAGACCUUCUCAUUUCCCAAACAAGUAACAUAUUGCUGUACCUGGGACCGCGACUGGGCCUUGUUCCGAAGGAUGAUGAGGACGGGAUAUACAAGAUCAAUGAGCUGGCGUUGACGGCGCUGGACGGGCUGAGCAAUGAGGCGCACGAUACGCACCACCCCAUUGCCAACGCGCUAUACUACGAAGACCAGAAACCCGAAGCGAAGAAGAAGUCGGAGGACUAUAUCAAGAUGCGGCUCCCGAAGUUCUUGGGGUAUUUUGAGCGGGUGUUGAAAGGGGAGGCCAGUAAAGGUGGGGAGUGGCUCUAUGGCGGGGAGAUGACCUAUGCGGAUUUGGUGCUGUUUCAGUGUUUAGAUGGGGUUAAGUUCGCUUUCCCGAAGGCAAUGGAGAGGUUGGAGAAGGAAGGGAAGUUUAAGGGUGUUUUUGGGCUGUAUGAGAGAGUUAAGGGGACGACGAAGAUUAAGACGUAUUUAGAGAGUGAGAGGAGGCAAACAUACUCUUUGGGGAUUUACAGGCAUUAUCCUGAGCUAGAUGAGGACUGAAGCUACCAUCGAUUUACCCGGGUUUGGGGGUGAAUGGGAAUUAGAGUGAUUGGGGCAGUCUGGAUCGGCGUAUCAAAAGUCUGCGCAAACAAAAGUCCGGAAGAACAAAAAUGGGGAGUGUUCACCUCUUCAAUCUGCGUCCAGGAGCUAUGUUCUCACCUUGAUCUGUGCGAAGCCCU
Hyaloscypha bicolor E is the source of this 1081-nucleotide messenger RNA. Its product is annotated as glutathione S-transferase domain-containing protein. The transcript has a single exon. Bases 123 to 902 code for a protein of 259 amino acids. Gene Ontology annotation, molecular function: glutathione transferase activity. Lineage: Eukaryota; Fungi; Ascomycota; Leotiomycetes; Helotiales; Hyaloscyphaceae. Gene Ontology annotation, biological process: glutathione metabolic process. The record is from RefSeq and is a predicted model, not a curated record.